GUUUUUCCUCUUCACUUUUUCAGGACGAAUAUUUCCAAACUGCCCUCUCGCACACUUUUCUCAACUUUGCAUUCCACCUUGCUCUCGACAUUUCGCCAUGGCAACUAAGAGAAAAGAUCCUCCACUUUAUACCCUGACCGCUGGAUCCCUUGCAGGAGCAAUUGAGGCUACGAUCACAUACCCCACAGAGUUCGUCAAGACACAGCUUCAACUGCAACAAGGAUCCAAGAGCGCGGUCCGUCAGGGCGUACCACCUCCCAAAGGGCCGAUUGAUAUCCUGGUUGGCACUGUGAGAACUCAUGGAAUUACGGCUAUCUACAGGGGCCUGUCUGCCAUGGUGAUUGGCAACACAGCCAAGGCAGGCGUCCGCUUCUUUGCGUUCGAUCAGUAUAAGCAACUACUCAAGGAUUCAGAAGGCAAGACCACAGGGAUCAGAUCGGUUCUUGCGGGACUGGGUGCUGGAAUGACGGAGGCGGUGCUUGUUGUUACACCUUCAGAAACGAUCAAGACGAAACUUAUUCACGACGGAAAUUUACCAAAUCCUCAAUACCGCGGAUUGGUACAUGGCGUCCAGUCGAUCGUCAAGGCUGAGGGACUUGGAGGGAUCUACCGAGGCGUAAUUCCAGUGAUGGCUCGUCAGGGUGCAAACAGUGCUGUCCGGUUUGGCGUGUACUCCUCAUUGAGCGACUUCGCCAAGACGAGAGUAGCCCCAGGGACACAACUGCCUGCGGCAUAUACGUUCGGAAUCGGGGCCAUUGCUGGAAUUAUCACAGUGUACACGACCAUGCCUUUAGAUGUGGUCAAGACCAAGAUGCAGGGACUCAACGCCCGUGAGCUCUACAGCGGCGUUUUCGAUUGCUGCUGGAAGGUGUUCAAGAGCGAAGGCAUUUUGAGUUUCUGGAACGGAGCCACGCCACGACUCGCGCGUCUCUCGAUGUCUGGAGGAAUUGUAUUCAGUAUCUAUGAGAGCACGAUGACUGUCCUUAGACGGCUUGACGAUUGAGGUCCUAUCGGGUCUUAAAUUAUCGACCAAGGCAGGGACAUGGAGCUCAUGGAUGGUCCUUCAAGAAUCACCAGAGAUGGGGACCUAUUACAAUCACAAUGACAGCGAGAUCGAUUCCGCAGACAGCUUUGCAUUUCGGUCUACUAACCCUUCAUAACACCACAGCCUGUAGAAACAUAAUAAAGAGUAUACAUUUAG
This is a messenger RNA of Gamsiella multidivaricata, 1201 nucleotides long. RefSeq names its product citrate transporter. Bases 98 to 1003 code for a protein of 301 amino acids. The record is from RefSeq and is a predicted model, not a curated record. NCBI's taxonomy places the organism in Eukaryota, Fungi, Mortierellomycota, Mortierellomycetes, Mortierellales, Mortierellaceae. Gene Ontology annotation, biological process: mitochondrial citrate transmembrane transport. The transcript is spliced from 7 exons.